AGGGCAAAGCCUUCGGAAAUAGAAACAAAGUUGGUUACAAAUCACACUGGUGUUUCUUUUUUUUUUUUUUUUUUCCACCCUUCUUUAGCAGGCGACCAUGGGGAAAGUGACCACUGCCGUCAGAGCCGGCAGCCCGGGUGGCUCGGGGCCGCGGGGGCGCCUGUAACUUCUUCGCGACCAUGGUACCUGUUGAAAACAGCGAGGGCCCCGGGCUGCUGAGCCCCGGGAGGACAGCAGCCGAGACCGAGGGCAGCGGCGCAGCCAGCGGCAGCCGGCAUCCUCCCUGGGCCAGAGGUUGCGGCAUGUUUACUCUCCUGUCAUCCGCCACAGCUGCUGUCAGUGGCCUCCUGGUGGGUUAUGAACUUGGGCUCAUCUCUGGGGCCCUUCUUCAGAUAAGAACCUUAUUAAACCUAACCUGCCAUGAGCAGGAAAUGGUUGUGAGCUCCCUCCUCAUCGGGGCCCUUCUGGCUUCCCUCACUGGAGGGGUCCUGAUUGACAGGUCUGGAAGAAAGGCUGCCAUCAUCUUGUCAUCCUGCCUCCUUGGCCUCGGAAGCCUAGUCUUGAUCCUGAGUUUAUCUUACACAGUUCUCAUAAUAGGCCGCAUUGCUAUAGGGGUUUCCAUUUCACUCUCUUCGAUUGCCACGUGUGUUUACAUCGCAGAGAUUGCUCCACAACACAGAAGAGGUUUUCUCGUGUCCCUGAAUGAGUUGAUGAUUGUCACUGGCAUACUUUUCGCCUACAUUUCAAACUACGUGUUUGCCAGUGUUACCCAUGGAUGGAAAUACAUGUUUGGCCUUGUUAUUCCCUUGGGAGUUUUGCAGGCAAUUGCAAUGUAUUUUCUUCCUCCAAGUCCCCGGUUUCUGGUGAUGAAAGGACACGAGGAAGCUGCUAGCAAGGUUCUCAGAAAGUUGAGAGGCGUCUCGGAUACAACGGAGGAACUCACUAUAAUAAAAUCUUCCCUGAAAGACGAAUAUCAGUAUAGAUUUAAGGAUCUGUUUCGAUCAAAGGACAACAUGAGGACCCGGAUAAUGAUAGGCUUGACACUGGUAUUUUUUGUGCAAGUCACUGGUCAGCCAAACAUACUAUUCUAUGCAUCAACUGUUUUGAAGUCUGUUGGUUUCCAAAGCAAUGAGGCAGCCAGUCUCGCCUCCACAGGGGUUGGAAUCGUCAAGGUCAUCAGCACCAUUCCUGCCACUGUCCUUGUAGACCACAUUGGGAGCAAAACCUUCCUCUGUAUCGGUUCCUCGGUGAUGGUAGCUUCACUGGUGACCAUGGGCAUCGUGAAUCUCAACAUCCCCAUGAACUUCACCAGUAUCUGUAGAAGCCAUAGCCCUAUCAACAAGUCCCUGGAUGAGUCUGUGUUUUAUGGGCCAGGAAAUCUGUCAGCCCGUGAUGACUCUCUUAGAGAACUCUUUAAGGGGAUGACUGCCCACACCAGAAACUCCCUAAUGCCCACGAAAAAUGAUGUGGAUAAGAGAGGGGUGACGACCUUUCCAAGUGCUGGACUGAGCCAAGCUGAAUACCAGACAGUCACAGACCCUGCGGACGUCCCAGCUUUCUUGAAAUGGCUUUCCUUAACCAGCUUGCUUGUUUAUGUUGCUGCUUUUUCAAUUGGUCUAGGACCAAUGCACUGGCUGCUCCUGAGCGAGAUUUUUCCCAGUGGAAUUAGAGGACGAGCCAUGGCUUUAACUUCUAGCAUGAACUGGGGCAUCAAUCUUCUCAUCUCUCUGACAUUUUUGACUCUGACCGAGCUCAUUGGCUUGCCGUGGGUUUGCUUUAUAUAUGCAAUCAUGAGCCUCGCAUGCCUGGCUUUUGUCGUUGUGUUUAUACCCGAGACAAAGGGACGCUCUUUGGAACAAAUAUCAGUGGAGCUGGCAAAAGCGUCAUCUUGAAGCCCUAACCACCUGUGAAGGCUGAGAUGACCAGGAACACCUUUGGGUUCAAAUGACGGCAUUUAUUCCAAAUACGGCACAAUCAAGAUGAAUUUCAGAAAGCUGAAGAGUUUCUCCUGCGGAUGGCAGCUGGAAGAUGGUUAAUACAUCUCACAGAGAGAGAUUGUUUAAGCAGCUUAAUUUAGGCGUGGGCUGUAGAAAACUCUUUCCUUUUGAGUAACAGAGCUCAGAUCUCUAAAUGGUGAACUGCAGGGAAGGAGGGGAUGCUCAGGGGCCCGGAAUGAAGCAGAACUUGUUCUUCUUCCUAGCAAUAAAUCAUUACACUCGACAACAACGUAGGGAUACUGGUUCUUGGGUUUUAAUGGGAGGGUGCUGUUUAUCUACAGUUUGGGAAUUUCUUCUAAAAACACUCUCAGUGGGCCAGACAGAAAUGAUUGUUACGGGAAUCUGAUGGAAGAAUGAACCUGCGAGGUGAUUUCAUGGUCACUCUACGUGGACAUAUUUAUUCAGAGUAGGAUUUGGAAAACUUCUGCUUUGUAUUUUAUGCACUUAGACGUGGUUUGCAUUUUUUAAAUAUUUCACUUUAGCAGGCAGAAAGACCUCUCUUAAUUCAAGCUGUGAGUUAAAUAUCAAAUUGUAGUUAAUUUUUAAUGUAGAUAAAGCCCUGUUUUUUAAAAAAUACAAUGAAAAUGAAAGUUAUUCAUUUACGGGGAAAUCUAAUUGUCAGAAGGCUGGCUAGACCCUUGGCCUGAUCAGCACAUUGCAAGUUGAAGCCAACUGAGUUUCUUGGGGGAGCACAGAAUCUGAACAAGACUAUGAACUACUGAUACACGAUUCAAAUAACUGAGAACCUCAUUUCUUAUGCAUCCAUUUGGGGCCUUGAUUUAGAUUCUAGGCCUUUGCCAGGACUAACACGUCAGGACUCUGAAAACUUCCAAACCUACUGUCCAGUCUUCAUUUCUCAUUCUGCUCUGUGUUUCCCAUCAGUUGUCUGUUGAAGUGUAGCACACCAUCUCCACAUGUCAUGACUUAAAAUAUACUACUCCCAUUUCCCAGGAUGCUUUGGUUUGUCUGGGCAGUGCUCCUGCUCGUUCUCCUCCUGGGCGCCCUCAUGGGUUGACAUGGCAGGAGGGCCAAUCAGUCUGGACGGUGUAAGAGAGCCUCACCAAGGUGGAUGAGAGUGGGUGCUGAUUCGCUGGGGUGGUUCUGUUGUCCUCCGCAGGGUCUUGCUCCCCAGAAGGCUGAUAUGGCUUCCUCACAUGGCAGAUUCUGGGCAACGUUCCAAGGCAGUGGAAGCAGGAGCUAUAAGGCCUGUAAAGUGUACAUUCUAGAAGUCACACUGCAGUACUCCAAUUUUUUUUCGCGAGACUGGUCCAGAAUGAAAGGGUGUAGAAAUUGACUUAAGCUUUUGAUGGGAUAAAGGAAACAGAAUUUUUUUUAAACCACAUUAAUCUACCACCCCUGCUCUUUCUUGAAAUUCUCUUUUCGCUCCCGUGAAACGAUUUUCUUUCCAGCAAUUUACCUCACACACAUUUAUCUCUUUAUCUCUUUCUAUUACGACAUUCUGUAUAUCAUUGACGAUUUAACUCAAAAUCCUUAAAGACAACGCAAAUCCUCGUCGUUGAAGUCCUGCAUAAACUUAGCCCUGGAGCAUAUUUCUUUCUCCUGGAUUUUUAAUAUUUUCUCGUUCCAUUUUCUUCUCUACUGCCUUAGCUAAGACCCUGUCAGCUUCACCUCCUUAACGAAGUUGUAACAUAUUGCUUUCCAGGAAUGGUUUCUGCUCAUUAUCCUUCCUAUGAAACCUCUCUGUGCAGUGCCUAGUAUAAUACUGAUUCCUAGCAGAGGAUCAAAAAGUAUCCACUGACCAAUUUGAUAACUUGUAAACAAGGCCAGUGCUAAAUUCCUUAUUGGGGCAGGGGUGGGAUUCAUUCAUGGAUAACAGUGUAAAAGCACAACACGUUUUGAUCCCGUCUCAGGAUAUGAGUUAAUCUAUAGUCUAAUACAGCCUGUGCAACGGGAGGAGGAAGAGGCAUGUGGGCAGAUUAAGUGAGACAGUCUGGCUUUCCACACCUCUACCUUCCCCUCCACUUCAGAUAUUGUUUAACUAAUUCUUUUAUGAUCAUGUGUUAGGCACCCAACACUGUACUAGGAAAGAACUGAGAACAUAGGAGACGAGGAGUCCCAACUUCUUCCGUCGAGGAGGCAGGCAAGAAAAUACAGAGCAUCACAAAGAUUUCCCAUUGUUGGCAAGCACAAAGGAAAAUCACAUAUAUUCGAGGAUGUCAUUUAUAACAUCUUCCUGAGAGAGAGAAUACCGAAGCAGAAUCCUGAAGGAGUGAUCUGGGCCAAGAGGAGUACAUGGGAGUCAGAGGAGAAUCGCACUCAGAGGCCAGUGUGCUCACUAGUGGGGUCUGAAGAGGACAAGUUCUGGGUGGGGGACUGAGAGAUGAGUCCAGAGCACAGGGCAGAGAGCAGUCAGGAAGGGUCUCGUCCGUCUUGGUAAAGAGUUUGAAUUUUAUGCUGAAGGCAGUGGGAUAUAUUUAAAACAAUAGGGCAGGGGAUAAAAGUUACCUGAUUUUUUACGGAGGACUCUGGCAAAAUAUAGAGAUUGGAAGGGGGGCUGCUGAGUGAGGGAGACCAACGGGAGUCUUGUGAAGAAAUGGGGUAGAGAACUAUGGGGCUGGAUGGCGUGCACGGAUGAAAUUAGAUGACUUGGAGCUGGAUUGGAAAAGACAGUUGAGGGAAAAGAGAAAAUCAGGAUCUUUCUCGAGAAUAGAGAACUAACCCCAUUUGGGGACAUCCACUGAAGUAAGACGAGGAGGAGGAAGAGCAGGCUUGGGAAGCUGAAGUCUGGCGGGGGCUCCCGUACCCCACUGAGUUAAGUUGGUGCGUACUGUCUGUGGGCUCCUAUAGGACACACGAGGGGAAGGAAGAAAAGACCAGUGUGCGUUGGAAGCUAGUCCUGGACAUAUCAGUGUGUAGAAGGAAGUGUGUAUGAAAUCCGGGGCAGACCCACAUUUUGUGAAGCCUAAGCUUUUCAGGGCCUUGUUGAAGGAAAAAAAAGAUACAAAUUAUGAAUGUAAAAUUAGGUGUGACUGUGUGUGUCUUACAAGAAAGAGGCUGUGAAGUGAGGGGCCCCGGGGUUGAAGUGUCAUUGCCCUUAUGGUAGGUCUAUCUUGAGCCUAUGCACUUUUUAACUACCUGUUUAUUAGCUGGGGGAGUGAAAUUUCUUUAAAAAUAAAGGUUUGCUAAAAUUCUUGUGAACAACACUAAUUGCAAAGUUGAGCUGGAGAGAAAGCAAUUAUGAAUGAGCUGAACAAAACAAAGGACCUACUUACUCUAUUAUCACUCCCUAUUGCAUUCUUUUUUUAAAAAAAAAGUCUAACUCGAAACCGGAAUGAAUAAAUAAUUUGGAAUUAAGGUUAAGAAACUUUCAGGUCUAUUUUUCAUAUGGGGCUGUUGGAAUGUAUCAAAUUGCCAACCAAAUAAAAAUAUGAGGACAAAACUUGAGAAAAGCCAAUCUUUCUAUCUAGUAGACCCCCAGAAUAAGACAUUCCUUAGCAACCUAUCAUUUGGCUACCUAAAAACGCAGCAAAACUUAUUCAAAAAUAGGGUGGGGAAGGACUCUGUCUAAAUUCGUAAAACUCUGAGUUAUGAAAUGUUUUUGAAAGAAUCACAUUUCUGUGGCUUUUGAGUCAUGCGGUUACCCAAAUUUAAAUCCAAACCUUCAGUGAUAAAUUGCAAAGUAAGGGAAAUCCGAAAGCCCAAAUCCUGGUCACCCUAGAUGUACCACACUUGUGCUAGGUGUUGAAGAAUAAGAGUAGAUACGAGGUCUGAUAUAGAGAAUUAUAAAGGGUGGGGGAUGCAGAGUAAUACUGCAGAUGAAAUUCCCAGUGGCAGUGAAGGCAUCUCCCAGGGUGUGAGUUGUGGAGCAGAGAGGAAACCGUUGCUCUCAGAAACCUUGGCUGACUCCUAUUUCUGUAGUACUAUAGGAAACAAUUUUUUUUUUUUUUUUUUAGAUUUUAUUUUUUUAUUUGAGAGAGAGAGAAAGCAUAAGUAGGUGGAGGGGCAGGGAGAGAAGGAGAAGCAGGCUCCCUGCUGAGGCUUGAUCCCAGGACCCUGAUAUCCUAACCCGAGCCGAAGGCAGACACUUAACCCAGGUGCCCAGCAAAUGUUUCUUUUAAAUUGGAAAUAUAAGUAGCCUGAAUUUUGUCAGCUGUCUAAAGUACGUAUGGAGUAUGUAUGUUAAACCCGGUUCCCAGCAGGAAAAUGUCAGAGACAAAAAUAAAAGGAAGAUAAAAUCCGUGAUGGUAUGGAGAAGUUAUGUAAUCAGCUCAGUGCACUCAGGUGGGCGGGAAGCCCAGGGAGCUCACUGGCAGGCAGGAGCUGAAGUGAGCUCGGAGACGGUGCUAAGGGAGUCUUCUCAAAUUUAGGAGUUACUGAAGAAAAUGAGUCCAAUUUUGUCACCAGGGAAAGAGAGUGUCCUGACAUGUAUAGCCCAACGAAUCCCUAAGGAGGAAGAAAGGAAACGAUUUCUAAUGUGAAAAUGACUUCAAAGGUGAUAUUACAGUGUUGCUUAACAUUUUCCUUUCUCAUUCAAUAUUUUUAUGGGGCGUCUGGGUGGCUCAGUGCAUUAAGCCUCUGCCUUCAUCUCUGGUCAUGAUCUCGGGGUUCUGGGAUCAAGCCCCGCAUCGGGCUCUCUGCUCAGCGGGGAGCCUGCUUCCCCUCCUCCCUCUCGGCCUGCCUCUCUGCCUAGUUGUGAUCUCUGACUGUCAAAUAAAUAAAUAAAAUCUUUAAAAAAAUUUUUUUUUCCUUUUUCCUAUUUGGCGUUCAGUUCUUUUACUUCCAUUACUGCAAGGCUGAGAAAACAAAUAUUCUUCCAAGGUUAUUAGGUUUCUUAUAAAAUAAACAGUGAUUCAGCUGAGAGGUCAGAAAAGAUUUCAGCAAUAAUGUAAUUUGAAAGGAUUUUAUUCUGAACUUCUGCCCUGCCAGCAACCAACUCAAGAUGGGGUGUUGGCUGUAUUUGCUAUUUCAGCUGUGACUUUUAUGCUUUUCCUUAGUUUAAGUGGAAACAAAGAGAAAAUGAACAAGUUGACAUUUUGGAAAUAUAUUCAUUCUGAGACUUGUUAUUUUUCCCUUCUAGCAAAUUUAUUGUAUGUGGUCAUUCCUUCCUUCCUUCAUCCAAACUCACUUGUUCGAGAAAUAUUUACUGAGCAUCUAAUAUGUGCCAGGCACUCGCUGUUCAAGGUGCCACAGACAGUACUCAGUGAGCAAAAAUGCCUUGAGAAUUAAAACAUGUUGAUAAGAGAGGGAGUGAGUGGGGGGCUACUUUUGGUCCGGUGAUCGGAGAAGGUUACCUGAGAGGUAACACUUAGGAUAAAAUCUGGGUGAUAAUGAGGAGUCGACAAAGAAAGGACAAAGGAGAACUGGAGCAGAGAGAACAGCUAGCACAAAGGCUAAUCCGAACACACUUGACCUGUUCCAGGGGCAGCAAGAAGGCCACGAGGUUGAAAUUUGUGAGAUUCAGUUAGAAAGUCAGUGGAGCCCUGCAGGCCCAGCAAGUUUGGAUUUCUUUUUUCUUUUCUUUCUUAUUUUUAAAGAUGUUUAUUUACUUAUUUGAGAGCACAGUA
Molecule: messenger RNA, 7522 nt
Organism: Mustela lutreola (European mink)
Lineage: Eukaryota; Metazoa; Chordata; Mammalia; Carnivora; Mustelidae
Gene: SLC2A12
Product: solute carrier family 2 member 12
Exons: 5
Coding region: 180-1892 (570 amino acids)
Biological process (GO): transmembrane transport
Cellular component (GO): membrane
Molecular function (GO): transmembrane transporter activity
Source: RefSeq, a predicted model, not a curated record